UAGUCAGCAUCUUCAUCUUAUACAAAGUCAGCACAGCAUGUGCGCAGGCACAGCACCAGAGUGAUAGACCGGCCGUCGCCGUCCGCUCUGCCUGCAAAUUUGAGCCUAGAAAAACGAUAUCACGGCAAGCUAGGAAAGAGACACUAAACCAUGAUGCUCAAGAACAAGUUUCUUCCAUCAGUUAGGGGGUGGUGGCCCCACAGUGGCAUCAUCGCCGUCGUCGUGUUUGUAGUUCUCAUCUGUUGCUGCCGCCCUGUAGCUACUUCAGAUGUUAAAAAUAUGGAGAGUGAUCACAAGGAUGGUGUGUGUUGGACGAGAGUUGGUCAACCUUGCCCCCUCAAAUGCGCAUUUGAGUUGUUUGACACCAAAUUCUUGAAUAACACAAAGAUGCUGGAGAUUGUGAGGGGUCAAAAGGAGUUUAACCUCCCCAUAAUCACAGCUAAUAGAAAAUUAGUUGCUUCUGAGGAUGGAGGUUUGCGUAACCCGUCUUAUUUGGUAUUCAAUUCUGGAUGGGGCAGGGAACAGUCUCAGCAUGCCACUAAAAAGUUCAAUUAUCCUUCUCUUUCCGGCAUCAAAAAACCGAGAAGUGAAGAAGAUAUCGCCUUUAUGAGUGUUCUUGAAUUAGGAGAGCUCAUUAGAACAAAGCAAAUUACGUCGAAGGAGCUUACGAGAAUUUUUCUGAAAAGACUUAAAAGGUACAAUCAUGUUCUUGAGGCUGUGGUGACAUAUACAGAAGAGUUAGCAUACAAGCAAGCAAAAGAGGCUGAUCAAUUGCUUGCCAAAGGAGUGUAUUUGGGUCCUCUGCAUGGGAUUCCUUAUGGAUUGAAGGAUAUAAUUGCAGUACCGCACUACAAAACAACGUGGGGUUCCGGUAGUUUCAAAAAUCAAGUUCUUGACAUUGAAGCUUGGGUUUACAAGAGGCUGAAGGCUGCAGGGGCAGUUCUCGUCGCGAAGCUUGUUUCCGGAUCACUUGCAUAUGAUGACAUCUGGUUUGGUGGUCGAACAAGGAACCCUUGGAAUAUCGAGGAGUUCUCCACAGGUUCAUCAGCCGGCCCUGCCGCCUGCACUUCAGCAGGUAUGGUUCCAUUCGCAAUCGGAUCAGAAACAGCUGGAUCUGUGACCUACCCUGCUGCACGCUGUGGCGUGACAGCAUUGCGCCCAACGUUUGGCACUACUGGGCGAACUGGUGUAAUGAGCAUAUCGGAAAGCUUGGACAAGCUUGGACCUUUCUGUCGAAGCGCUGCAGACUGUGCCAUUGUUCUGGAUGCCAUUAGAGGAAAGGACCCAGAUGAUCUUUCGUCGAGAGACAUUCCUCUUGGCGAUCCGUUUUCGGUUGACAUUAAAAAACUUACAGUUGGAUAUUUAGAAGAUGCUGAGAUGGAGGUUGUUCAUAUUCUUGCAUCAGAAGGUGUAAAAAUGAUCCCUUUCAAGCUUAACUACACAGUUGAUUCUGUUCAAGGCAUCCUAAAUUUUACCAUGGACGUCGACAUGUUGGCUCACUUUGAUGAAUGGCAACGCUCCCGCCAUGAUGAUGUUUACGAAGCUCAAGAACAAUGGCCUACUGAACUCCGCCGUGCACGUGUAAUUCCUGCAGUUGAUUAUGUACAAGCUCAAAGAGCAAGGGGGAUGUUAAUCCGCGAAGUAAAAGAAAGUUUUACCGUGGAUGCGUUCAUUGGCAAUGCAACUGAUUGGGAGAGAGUUUGUUUGGGAAAUCUUGUUGGUAUACCUGUAAUUGUUGUUCCAACAGGGUUUAAAAGCAUAUCAAAUCCACCUCAUAGCAACCAUACUCGAAGAAGAACCACGAUCACCACCGGCAUUUAUGCUCCUCCUGAGCGUGACCAUAUUGCUCUAGCACUAGCUAUGGCUUUCCAAUCCGUCACCAAUCACCACAAGCAACGGCCUCCGAUCGAUAAUCUUGGACCAAGUGAUCCAAUCCAAUGUCUUCCCAAAUGAUUGCAUCCCAAGGACAACUUUUCUGCAACGGAUGCCAUUGUAGCGAAAUACCAAGAAAACCACGCAUUGCCAUGCCCCUGAUCACCAUAAGUGUGUGUGAUUGUGUUAGAAUAGCGUCACAAUGACUCCCGUUGUAAGUAGGUUUCUCUCCGUCCUUAGAGGAACUGGAACUGCAGCCUCAGUACUAUUCUGGUUAUGUAAUAUUGAGUCGACAUUCGAUAUAUACGUGGACAAUGAAAUCGAGAUUGAGAUGUAAACAAAAUGAACGGAACCCAUACAUUUCAUGAUAUGCAUAAGCAAAUAAGAUGUUACAUAAGCUUGAUAUAUUAAAGCUGGA
Pyrus x bretschneideri (Chinese white pear) is the source of this 2290-nucleotide messenger RNA. RefSeq names its product glutamyl-tRNA(Gln) amidotransferase subunit A. The record is from RefSeq and is a predicted model, not a curated record. Gene Ontology annotation, molecular function: catalytic activity. NCBI's taxonomy places the organism in Eukaryota, Viridiplantae, Streptophyta, Magnoliopsida, Rosales, Rosaceae. The coding region runs from base 151 to 1953 and encodes 600 amino acids. The transcript is spliced from 11 exons.